AUGAAUUACCCUAUCCAUUGUGUUGGAUAUGCCCUGACGCCAAGAUUUUAUGAUAGAGAAUAUCUCAGUAAAAAAGCACCAGGAGGAUUCACUCGAAAGAGCCCUAAUCAAGAUAUAGAAGUGAUUACAAGCCUCAUGGAAGCAUUUGAUAAGAUAUCAGAAGAUCGAGAAGAAGCAGAGUUAUUACGUCAACAAUAUGCCAUUUUUCAUCAGCGAAAAGGUAUUUUUGCUACACAAGCUGUCCAGACAGAUACUGUAACUAUGGAUGCCAUUGAUUGGUGGUCAACAUAUGGUUCACAAGUUCUAGAAUUAGCAGAAGUUGCACAAAAGGUGAUCAUGAAUAGUGACGGCUCCAGAUUUCUUUGUUCUGAUAUGAAUUUGGAUGACUUCAAUUACAAUACUUUUCCUUUUGACAACCAUCCUUUGUCAUCACCAUUUCCUUUCGCAAGUGAUGAGGGUUUUAUAUCUGGUGUAAACAGCAGCACCUUUGGAGAAAACCAAAUUAGUGAUCAUUUCAUGAACCAAGGGGAGAAUGCUAGUGGAAGUGGCACAAAAUCUGCGGAAAUAAAGCGCAAACGUCGCCCUACUAAAAAGUGUAAACGAACAUUAUUUGGUGAGAAAAGUGAUAAUGUGCUCCACCAAGAGAAGAACCUUACUGGAAGUGGACUCAAUUCUGUGAAAGUGCAACGUAAACGUCCGCCUACUAAAAAGGGCAAAAAAGCAUCUGGUCAUCAGAGAAGUUCUAGGUUUCGCGGAGUUACGAGGUACCCAGGACAUUUUGAAGCAUUUCUAUGGGAUAAUUCUGAUUCACAAGUGAAAGGCAAGACAGUUUACAUUGGCGGAUUUCGAGAAGAAGAGCAAGCUGCCAGAGCACAUGAUCUAGCUGCUUUGAAGUAUUGGGGCGACUCUACCCCAUUAAACUUCCCUGUGAGUGAUUACAUGAAGGAAUUGGAGGAAAUGCAAGCAUAUACAAAGAAAGACUAUUUGCUCCAUAUUCGAAGAACCAGUGCUUGCUUCUCCAAAGGGCUAUCCAAAUAUCGAGGAGUUUCCAAAUACUCAAGAGGAAGCAGCAAGGGCUUAUGAUAUUGCAGUAAUAAAAUGUAGAGGAGGGCGGGAAGCAGUGACCAAUUUUGAUCUAAGCCACUAUGAUGUCGAAGGUAUUCUUGAGAGCCCAAAUAUUCCAAUUGAAAAUGGUGCUUCAAAGUUCAUAAGGUGGACUGCAGCUGAUCAUAUCAUCCAGAGCAGAAGAACCACUCACAAUGUUGCCGUUUCACAACUACAAGUUGAUAGCUCGGGUAAUAACCCUAAUAUAACCCCAAUAGCCCCACCAUUAUUUGAGCCAAAAGUGCAAUCCUUAGAAACCCAUUGCAAUUCAAACCCAGAACAACAAUAUCCAUGCCCCUCCCUCAAUCCCAACCAAAAUAAUGACCAGAUCCAAAUAUUCCAAUUCCCGCAGUACUUUAAAAACCCUAACUUUGAAUUUGAUCAUCUUCCUUGCUACCAGAAACCUAAUUUCCCAAUAAACCCUAGUUUCGAUAAUUCGGGUAACCAUAGUGAAAAGCAGAUAGUGCCAUCACUCCAGUUUCAACCUAUUCUGACCCCAGAGAACCACGAGCUUCAGUUUCAUCAGUAUAACAGUGAUAAUUCCCAGGCCCAUAUGCCUCAAAACCCUAGCUCCUCCAGUCUUCAAGACUUUCAGAACCCUAAUUGCCGUGAAAACCCUAAUAUUUUUAGUGAGUUGACUAACCUUCAAAGUGGUAGCGAUAUCAGGGAAUUUCCCAGUGGUCAGGAACCAGUUGCGAGCUUCGCAAUGAUGGGGACGAACGAGAGUCACAGUGAUUGCACCAAUACAGUAGAGGAAAAUAGAAAUUUUGCUGAAGACUUUAGGAUGGACAAUCCAGACUUGGACAUUUCAUCUAGCAGCUGGUUCGAAAUGUUAAUGACCUUAAACAGUUCUGACUUCUGAUUUGAUGCUGGUUUCUUAUGUCGAUCUUAUAU
Messenger RNA from Rosa chinensis, 1998 nucleotides. RefSeq lists its product as uncharacterized. Lineage: Eukaryota; Viridiplantae; Streptophyta; Magnoliopsida; Rosales; Rosaceae. Gene Ontology annotation, biological process: regulation of DNA-templated transcription. Bases 1 to 1083 code for a protein of 360 amino acids. The transcript has 10 exons. The record is from RefSeq and is a predicted model, not a curated record. Gene Ontology annotation, molecular function: DNA-binding transcription factor activity; DNA binding.